Choloepus didactylus (southern two-toed sloth) is the source of this 4820-nucleotide messenger RNA. RefSeq names its product spliceosome associated factor 3, U4/U6 recycling protein (gene SART3). The record is from RefSeq and is a predicted model, not a curated record. NCBI's taxonomy places the organism in Eukaryota, Metazoa, Chordata, Mammalia, Pilosa, Megalonychidae. Gene Ontology annotation, molecular function: RNA binding; protein binding. The transcript is spliced from 19 exons. Gene Ontology annotation, biological process: RNA processing. The coding region runs from base 23 to 2971 and encodes 982 amino acids.
CGAGAAUCUUCCGAGGCGCAAAAUGGCGACAGCGGCUGCAGCCUCGGCUUCGGAAUCAGAGGCUGAGCCCAAGACUGGGCCCGAGGCGGAGGGAGAGGAGAAUGAGGCUAAGGCGACGAGGACGAGGAGGAAGGUGUUAUCUCGGGCUGUGGCCGCUGCGACCUACAAGACUAUGGGGCCAGAGUGGGAUCAGCAGGAGGAAGGCGUGAGUGAGAGCGAUGGAGACGAAGAAUACGCCAUGGCUUCCUCAGCGGAGAGCUCCCCCGGGGAGUACGAGUGGGAGUACGACGAAGAGGAGGAGAAGAACCAGCUGGAAAUCGAGCGACUGGAGGAGCAGUUGUCCAUCAAUGUGUAUGACUACAACUGCCAUGUCGACCUCAUCAAGCUGCUCCGGCUGGAGGGGGAGCUUACUAAAGUGAGGAUGGCCCGACAGAAGAUGAGUGAGAUUUUUCCACUGACUGAAGAGCUCUGGCUGGAGUGGCUACACGACGAGAUCAGCAUGGCCCUGGACAGCCUGGACAGAGAGCAUGUGUAUGACCUCUUUGAGAAAGCCGUGCAGGAUUACAUUUGUCCUAACAUUUGGUUAGAGUAUGGCCAGUACUCAGUUGGUGGGAUUGGUCAGAAAGGGGGCCUUGAGAAAGUUCGCUCUGUGUUUGAAAGAGCUCUCUCAUCUGUCGGUUUACAUAUGACCAAAGGACUCGCCAUAUGGGAGGCUUAUAGAGAGUUUGAAAGUGCGAUCGUGGAAGCUGCUCGGCCCAUAGCUGGCUUCCUUUCCCCUUUUGACCGGGAACAAACCUUUGAUUCACAGCUUGAGAAAGUCCACAGUCUCUUCCGGCGACAGUUGGCGAUCCCACUCUAUGAUAUGGAGGCCACAUUUGCAGAGUAUGAAGAAUGGUCAGAAGACCCAAUACCAGAAUCGGUUAUUCAGAACUAUAACAAAGCACUACAGCAGUUGGAGAAAUAUAAACCCUAUGAAGAUUCACUGUUGAAUGCAGAGGCACCAAGGCUGGCAGAAUAUCAAGCAUAUAUUGAUUUUGAGAUGAAAAUUGGAGAUCCUGCUCGCGUUCAGUUGAUCUUUGAGCGUGCCCUGGUUGAGAACUGCCUUGUCCCAGACUUAUGGAUCCGUUACAGUCAGUACCUAGAUCGGCAGCUUAAAGUAAAGGAUUUGGUUUUAUCUGUACAUAACCGUGCUGUUAGAAACUGCCCCUGGACAGUCGCCCUCUGGAGUCGGUAUCUCUUGGCCAUGGAAAGAUAUGGAGUUGAUCAUCGCAUGAUUUCUGCGACCUUUGAGAAAGCUUUGAAUGCCGGCUUCAUUCAAGCCAAUGAUUAUGUGGAGAUUUGGCAGGCAUACCUUGAUUACCUGAGGAGAAGGGUUGAUUUCAAACAAGACUCCAGUAAAGAGCUGGAAGAGUUGAGGUCCACAUUUGCUCGAGCUUUGGAGUAUUUGAAACAGGAGGUAGAAGAACGUUUCAAUGAAAGUGGAGAUCCGAGCUGCAUGAUCAUGCAGAACUGGGCUAGGAUUGAGGCCCGACUGUGCAAUAAUAUGCAGAAAGCCCGGGAACUCUGGGACAGCAUCAUGACCAAAGGGAAUGCCAAGUUUGCCAACAUGUGGCUCGAGUAUUAUAACCUUGAAAGGGCACAUGGUGACACCCAGCACUGCCGGAAGGCUCUCCAUCGGGCUGUCCAGUGCACCAGUGACUACCCAGAGCACGUCUGUGAAGUGUUGCUUACCAUGGAGAGGACAGAAGGUACUUUAGAAGAUUGGGACAUAGCUGUUCAGAAAACUGAAACUCGAUUAGCUCGUGUUAAUGAGCAGAGAAUAAAGGCUGCGGAGAAGGAGGCAGCCCUUGCCCAUCAAGAAGAAGAAAAGGCUGAACAACGAAAGAGGGCCCGGGCUGAAAAGAAAGCAUUGAAAAAGAAGAAAAAGAUCAGAGGUGCAGACAAACGUAAAGCAGAUGAGGAUGAUGAAAAAGAGUGGGGUGAUGAUGAAGAAGAGCCACCUUCUAAACACAGAAGAGUUGAGAACAGUGUGCCUCCAGCUGAAGAAGCACAAGACAUAGAAGCAGAAACAGGACUUUUUGGGAAAAGUGUACCUGCAGAUGUCAGUACCCCUUUAAAACCGAAGGACAAGGCAGCCUCCCUGAAGAGGGACAUGCUGAAGGUGCCCCACGAUAGCAGUAAGGACAACAUAACAGUCUUUGUCAGCAACCUGCCCUACAGCAUGAGCGAACCUGAUGGGAAGCUCAGGCCACUUUUUGAGACCUGUGGGGAAGUGGUUGAGAUCCGUCCCAUCUUCAGCAACCGGGGGGAUUUCCGAGGGUACUGCUAUGUGGAAUUUAAAGAAGAGAAAUCGGCCCUGCAGGCACUGGAGUUGGACCGUAGGAAUGUGGAAGGCAGGCCAAUGUUUGUUUCCCCCUGUGUGGAUAAGAGCAAAAAUCCUGAUUUUAAGGUGUUCAGGUACAGCACUGCCCUGGAGAAACACAAGCUGUUUAUCUCAGGCCUGCCUUUCUCCUGCACUAAAGAGGAACUGGAAGAAAUCUGUAAAGCUCAUGGUACCGUGAAAGACAUCAGGCUGGUAACCAACCGUGCUGGCAAACCCAAGGGCCUGGCUUAUGUUGAGUAUGAAAAUGAAUCCCAGGCAUCACAGGCUGUCAUGAAGAUGGAUGGCAUGACUAUCAAAGAGAAUGUCAUCAAAGUGGCAAUCAGCAAUCCCCCUCAAAGGAAAGUUCCAGAGAAGCCAGAAGCAAGAAAAGCACCAGGGGGCCCCAUGGUGCCACGGCAGAUAUAUGGAGCGCGGGGGAAGGGAAGGACCCAGCUCGCUCUCCUGCCUCGCGCCCUGCAGCGCCCGAGUGCUACAGUUCCCCAGGUGGAGAACGGCCCUGCCCCAUGCCCAGCAGGCGCCACCCCAGCGGCCUCCGAGGCACCCAAGAUGUCCAAUGCUGACUUUGCCAAGUUGCUUCUGAGAAAGUGACCUGGAUGCUGAGAGAAGGGAAACACCUUACUUCAUGCUGGCCCGGAAGACCACCCGACACCCAGCUGCACACUGGACCUCGGGUGCGGCUCACCCUGGAGCAGCACCCAAGUGUGUUUUCCUCUGGUUUAGACAGAAAAGGAAAAGGGUGUUCCAAGUAAAGAGGCUUCAUGUGUUCCCUCACAUUGAGGGCAAGAGGAGAAAAAUGCUCACUGUACCAUUUAGGCACAGCUUGUAGUUUCCUAAGAUACUUUGUGUCUUAAAGAGUGUGAGAAACAGAAGUGAAACUUGAACACACAGUUGUUGAGACCCACUUGUCCAAAUGUUUUUGGCCAACUCUCGGCUCCCUUUUAUAAGAUGAUUGUCUUACACCCUGCACAGCACGUGCCCACCACUCUUAAUUUUUAAGACAAAAUGGCAGAUGCUAGUAAUUCACCAGAAUGGCCUAUUUUAGUAAAGGGGUGGGGAUAGGGGAGGUCAUAUAAAAAACAUUUGAUGAAUUUUUUUUCAAGGGGACUGUGUGUUUUUUUAUUAUGUAUUUGUAAAUGACACGUCAACGCAUUGUUUUUAUGUUUCCUAAAAGCAAACUAUUGGCAACAUUUGUUUUAUAUAAAAAUUCUGCUGUGGCUCAUUUUCUUUGCCUAGUGACUAGUGACUUGUAUUAUUUGUCUGGAUACUGAGUUUCAGCCCUUUGGUUUUGUUUAAAUACCAUGUCAAGUGCAAAACUAAAUUCUCCCCUAAAUAUUUAGCUUUGUUUAUUAAACUGAAGUUCUCUAAAAAUUUAUUGCUGAAUGGUACUCAGAUGUUCAUCACAUAUGGAUGUAUUUUGAAAUGGGUGUACCUUGCUUUCCCUAAAAAAUGUGUAAAUAGAAUUUUUGUAAAUCAAACUCUAGUGUCAUGUUGAUUUAAACUAUUUCAGCUGUGAUUUAGCUCAGUUUUAAACUUCAGUCAAUAGCAAUUUGACACUUCAGCUUUUUUAACCCCUCAUCUUUUAUCAAAUAUUUAUUGCUUUGAAAGCAACAUUGCCAGUUUAGUAGGGGAAGCUUACUUGCAGUCUGGGUGAAAAAACAAAACAGGAAAUUCUUUUAUCUGUAAUGAAAAUUAACUCCUGAUUAAUGUGUUUUGUAGGUUUAAGUUUUUGUGCAUCAGUCAGGCUUUAUUACCUUUUUUAACCUAAAAAUUUUAAUGGAAAAUUUUAAAUAGAUAAAAAAAUAGAAUAGUAUAACAAACUCCUGUGUACUUGUCACUGAGCUUUGGUGUUUCUCACCUCAUAGCCCAUCUUUCUUCAUCUCUACCCUUCCUACUCGCCCUUUUUCAUAUUAUACUGAGGCAAAUCCCAGCUGUCAUAGCCUUCAUCCAUAAAUAUUUUAGUAUGUAUCUCUAAAAGAUAAGGACUUGAAAAAGAAAUGACAUAAUUUUAUCAUUACUGCUGAAAACAAAAGCAGUAUCUUAAAUGUUAUCAACAUUAAGUCAAAUUUCAAAUUUCUGAGUCUCAUAAAUGUGUUUUUCCUCCAUAAGUUAUGAUUGGUUGAUAAUUUGUCUUUUUUUUAACCCUUGCAAUUAUUUAUUAGACACUGCUCCUGAAUUGAAUUCCAGCAGUGGCUGUCGCACUCUUAACACCACAUAUUCCUGUGGCUUUCCCUGUGGUGGUCUGCCCGGAAGCCCAUUCAGUUGGCGAGAUUAUCUGGGUAGCUCCCGAUCAGGGUCAUGGUGGUCAGUCAGGGACUUUACACUUGAAGAGCCAUGUAUAAUUCAUCAUCAGGACAGGUUGAUGUGGCUUUACUUUUUGGUGCUUCACAUUUAACUGUUUUGUUCUCUUGCUAUUAGCCAAUAAAUACUCCUAACUUAA